AUGGAAAGGGUAUCAUGGAGGUCUCUCAUGGCUUUUCUUGUUGCUGUUCUUGCUCUGCACCCUUGCUUUUGCUACGCAGAGAAAGCUCCAAAUUACAGCUUCGUUCGAGAAGCAACAACAGCUCCUCGGCUCUCGAACCAUAGCUACAUCGUGAUCGGUGGAGGAACCGCCGGUUGUCCCUUAGCCGCAACACUGUCGGAAAGCGCCAACGUUUUGGUUCUAGAAAGAGGAGGUUCUCCCUAUCUCAGACCUGGGAGAACAGACAAAGUGAACUACUUGCUUGAACUCUAUAAUACCUCGUCCGAUUCAUAUGCUCAACAAUUCAGGUCGGAGGAUGGAGUGCACGGACACCGAGCACGCGUGCUCGGUGGUGGUUCGGUCAUCAAUGCAGGGUUUUACUCGCAUGCCGACCCCGAGUUCGUAAAGGAAGCUCGUUUGGAUGAAGCCUUGGUGAAACAAUCGUAUCAGUGGGUUGAAAAGAAGGUGGUAUUCGAGUCACCUGUGCUACAGUGGCAAUCCGCAGUGAAGGAUGGGUUGCUUGAAGUUGGGGUUAAACCAUACAACAAGUUCACGUAUGACCACAUCAAAGGGACUAAAAUUGGUGCCACCAUUUUCGACAGAAACGAUCAUAGACAUACUGCUGCCGACUUGCUCGAGUAUGCUAACCCAACGAAUAUUAAGGUUUACUUGCAUGCCACGGUACACAAGAUCAUCACAACAGAAACCACUGGAUCACGACCAAAAGCAACCGGAGUAAUAUACAAGGAUGCAACGGGAUUAAGGCACGAGGCAUAUUUGACAGAAGAACCGAACAGCGAAAUAAUCGUGUCAUCAGGUGCCAUUGGCAGCCCACAGCUGUUGAUGCUGAGUGGUAUUGGACCUGCCAAUCAGCUUAAGGCAAAUCGGGUAAAGGUGGUGCUGGAUCAACCCAUGGUUGGCCAAAACAUGGCCGACAAUGCAAUGAAUGGUCUUGUUGUUCCAUCCCCUUUGCCGGUUGAGGUCUCACUCCUUCCCACCGUCGGCAUAACGCAGUCCGGUAACUAUAUCGAAGCAUGCAGUGGACUGAAUUUGCCCCCUCCUCCCCAGGAACAGAUGGCAAAACUAUUGCCCACAAACCUAAACAAGGUUUCUCUUCACUAUUCUGUAUCUCCAUGUGUCUUCUCUUUUAUCAUGAUCAAUAUCGGAGCCUUCAUCAAUACAAGACUUCAAGGCGGCCUUAUCAUUCAGAAAGACGGUCGUCCACUUUCAACAGGCCAUAUCGAGCUCCGGAACACAGAUCCAAACGACAACCCCAAGGUGUGGUUCAAUUAUUUCAAAGAACCACAGGACGUAAAAAAGUGUGUACGAGGCAUGGAAACCAUCAUAAGCGUUAUAAACUCCAAAUCCUUUUCGAGAUUCCGUCAUCCGUCGAUGACGACCGAGCAGCUUCUGGAUCUGGCUGCGGGACUUCAAUCGAACGCUAGACCGAGACAUCCGAAUACCGCGACGUCUUUGGAACAAUUCUGCAAAGACACAGUGCUAACGUUUUGGCAUUAUCAUGGGAGCUGCAAAGUUGGUAAGGUCGUGGAUAGUGAUUACAGGAUCAUUGGCGUGGAUAGCCUUAGGGUUAUCGAUGCUUCGACCUUUCACGUCACGCCUGGAACUAAUCCUCAAGCUACGGUUAUGAUGCUUGGAAGAUACAUGGGAGUACGAAUUCUGAAAGAUAGAGGUUUAAGAAGGAAAACAAGGGAAUGUAAUAAUUUUUGUGGAAGAAAAAAUUGA
Hibiscus syriacus is the source of this 1761-nucleotide messenger RNA. RefSeq names its product protein HOTHEAD-like. Bases 1 to 1761 code for a protein of 586 amino acids. The transcript has 5 exons. Gene Ontology annotation, molecular function: oxidoreductase activity, acting on CH-OH group of donors; flavin adenine dinucleotide binding. The record is from RefSeq and is a predicted model, not a curated record. Lineage: Eukaryota; Viridiplantae; Streptophyta; Magnoliopsida; Malvales; Malvaceae.